Colletotrichum orchidophilum is the source of this 1215-nucleotide messenger RNA. RefSeq names its product AMP-binding enzyme. Gene Ontology annotation, molecular function: CoA-ligase activity. The transcript has 4 exons. Lineage: Eukaryota; Fungi; Ascomycota; Sordariomycetes; Glomerellales; Glomerellaceae. The coding region runs from base 1 to 1215 and encodes 404 amino acids. The record is from RefSeq and is a predicted model, not a curated record.
AUGACGAUGAGGACAUACGCAUCCAAGUCUAUCGAUGUUCCUCGCCAUCGAAAUCUUACCGAGCUGAUUCACACGAACGCGAGCUCCAUUCCAGAGUCUCAUGUCAUCGCCGCCGAUAGUCUUACGAACCGGAGCAUCACUCUCGGCGAGCUACGGAGCCAUGUAGGACGGAUUGCAAAAGGUCUCGCGGAUAAGCCGAGUCCGCCGGAUCAAGCACGAUGGGUAAUUGUGUUACCCAACUGUUUCGAGUUCCUCGAGGUCUUUCAUGCCAUCUUAUGGACAGGCGGGGUCGUGUGUCCCGUCAAUCAUGCCCUCAAGGCAACUGAAAUCGGCCAUGGAAUCGCGGUCUCGAGACCGCAAUUUGUUGUGGCAUAUAGCUCGAUAUCAGGAACAAUACAGGAGGCCGUCGAUAUGGCAGCAAGAGAGCUGCUAGCUGUCCAUACCACACUGGCCAGACACAUCAAGACGACUGGCCUCAAUACACCUCUCAUCCAGAACCACAGGGAAACCAAAGGCGUCGAACUGACACAUUACAACUUCGUUGCCAGCGUCAUGCAACUCAUCGCCCUCGACCCCAAAGGCCAAAUGUUCAACUCGGCAAAUAGAACCGUCAUAUUCACGCCCUGGGCUCACAUUGCCAUGACGGCAGCGCUCCUCUUCCUCGAGUUUGGCAGGCUCGUGGGCUCUGCGCAGGCCAACAUGUUCCAGGGCGUCCCGAGCAUGGUGCUCAGGCUGACCAAAUCGGAUCUGACGGAGCGGUACGACUUUUCCAAGGCGCAAGUCAUCAAUAUUGGUGGCACUCUGCCAAAUCCGGUGCAGCUCUCGAGACCACUAAGCCGGGCGCCGUGGAGGCUUAUUCAGAUGAUCUCGAUGGAACUCGAGCAGAUUGUCAACUCUCAUCCCCUCGUGAGGGAGUCUGGCGUCGGGGCUCUCUGGGAUGAGAGCCAGUUGACGGAGGUCCCUACUGCCUGGGUUGUCUUUCAGGAGCACGACGGGAGCAACUUGAAGAGAGGCGAGAUCGUUGGAGCUUUGAAGGAGAUUCAGAAGGCUGUAGACGAACAGGUCAGCGGGUACAAGAAGCUUAGAGGCGGUCUUUGGGUUGUUGACAAGCUUCUGAGGAACGCAACUGGGAAGAUCUUGAGGAGAGACUUGGUGCGGGCAACUGAAGGUUUGUGUUAUUCAGAGGAAGGCAACAAAUUCUGGGCCAAGCUCUAA